This is a messenger RNA of Acipenser ruthenus (sterlet), 2231 nucleotides long. Its product is annotated as signal recognition particle receptor subunit beta-like. The record is from RefSeq and is a predicted model, not a curated record. Gene Ontology annotation, cellular component: signal recognition particle receptor complex. NCBI's taxonomy places the organism in Eukaryota, Metazoa, Chordata, Actinopteri, Acipenseriformes, Acipenseridae. Bases 111 to 908 code for a protein of 265 amino acids. Gene Ontology annotation, biological process: protein targeting to ER. The transcript is spliced from 7 exons.
GAAUGGCCUUGCGCAUGCGCCUUGUCUGAAAUCCACGUGUCCUUCCUGUAGUGAGACAGUCCACGUAAACUCCAGGCGGAAAGACUCGAGUAUUAAGAGAAAGACAGAAAAUGGAAGCAGCUGUAUUUCAGCCUUUCCUGGAUUCUAUUCAGAAAGAAUUACAGGCACAGGACCCCGCUGUUCUCGCGGUGCUCGUCGCACUGGUGGUGGUCAUAAUCUCCAUAAUUUUCAUGAAGAUUGUUUGGGGUAGAAAAACCACCAGGAGUGCAGUGCUGUUGGUUGGACUCUGUGAUUCUGGAAAAACUCUCAUCUUCAGCAGAUUACUGUCGGGAAAAUUUAAGAAGACCCAGACCUCCAUUACUGACAGCUCUGCCAUAUACAAUGUUAAAAGUGAAAAGGUGACAAGUCAAACAAAGGGUCGUGGUUUUACACUGAUUGAUCUUCCUGGUCAUGAGAGUCUGCGGCCUCAGUUUGUGGAGAGGUUCAAGUCUGCUGCCAGGGCUGUUGUGUUUGUCGUGGACAGCGCUGUGUUUCAGAAGGAACUGCGAGACGUGGCCGAGUUCCUGUACUCCCUCCUCACCGAUGCUGAAAUUGUGAAGAAUGCCCCAGCUCUGAUGGUCACCUGCAACAAACAAGAUAUCACAAUGGCAAAGUCUGCUAAAGUUAUUCAACAGCAAUUGGAAAAGGAACUCAACACCCUGCGAGUGACCCGCUCAGCAGCUCUGAGCACUCAGGACGGUUCUACUGCUGGAGGCACUGUGUACCUGGGCAAGAAGGGCAAAGAUUUUGAAUUCUCUCAGCUACCCAUGAAGGUGGAGUUUGUGGAGUGCAGUGCCAAAGGGUACAAGGCAGAGGAUGGAGAGGCUGACAUUGAGCAGCUUGAGAAGUGCCUGGCUAGGAUUUCAUGAGCUGACUACAUGGUGCGCCUCACAUCAACAGGGUUACAGAUAGAGCUGGCUAUUGGUCUCCCUCUAUCCGAAUGCAUGCUCUUGACAUCACAAAGCAGCAAUAGAAAAUAAUGGCUUAACAUUGUACACCCCAAGCCACAAUAAGUAUGGCUUCAGAUGAUAAGUGUCCUGCUGAACAUAUUUUAUGGAUGGGCAAAGGAUAUUUUAUUCUCUCUUGCUUUUUUUUCUAUCUUGUCCUGCAACUACUCAGCAAAACUAUUACAGUAAACAGAUAAAUAAACCUUUAUUAUUUAUCUUUUAGAACUGUAUAUACCAAAAGAAACAACCAAUAAAAUCAUCAGUGUUAACUUGUAUUUGUCUGGUGAAUGAGCUGUUUGUCUGGAUUUGUUUUGAGGCUUAUUCUUAAUUUGAUUUGCAUUUGGGGUUUUCUUUGCCUUUAAAACAACACAACAUGAAUUUAUUUUUGAGCAUGUGCAACAGUAGACAUAAUGCAUUGUUGUGUAUGGACAAGUUGCAACAUAAGACAUUUGACCCGUGCCAAAUGUGAACAGGGUAGACUAUAAAUGAAAUGUAUGUGUUUUUAGAAGAUGUGCAGUGCAGCCUCCCUUAAACCCGGCAGCAUGUAACUUCAAGGUGUUGAAUACAAGACAGUGAAAUGCCAUUUGACAUUACAUUGUGUAAAUAGGAAAUUAUUACUAGUUUAAUGUAUGCCAAUACCUUUUACAAGGAGGUACAUCCUCCACACUUAUAUGUUUUAUUCACUGUCUGACCCGUUUGGCAUGUUACGUGUGUCAAAUCUCUAUGAAAACUGAACCCAGUCCUUUCAAUGGAUCUCAACUCUGCCUUUAUCAGUGGGUAGAGAAUGUGAGCAAGGACAGCUGUGGCUGUCGUAGAAGGUAUUAGUCUUAGCAAAAAACAAACCUGUUUAAAACAAAGACAGUUAAGCUGAUGAUCUGUUCUGAAAAAUAAUUUAUUUUUUAUUUUUACUUCUGUUAAAAUCAAUAAAGCUCAUUCAGUAACUGCUGGUGGUAAAUGGGGAAGAGGGAUAGCUUGCAGAGCUGUCCACAAAGAUUAAUCAAAGAUGUUAUGAUCAUUUCCAUGAAGACCCAUUUUAUAUGAUCCCUUGAGCUUGUGUUAUUAGCAGGUUUGACUUGUACGGUUGCCUUACUCAAAGAGAUCCAGUAUCUAACUCCUUCAAGAGAAAAGCUUGUAAGUUAGGAUUGGAUAUUUUAUUACUAUGGAUAGAGGUCUUUUUUUGCUCAGAAAUUUCUUAACUGCUGUUUUUUGUUUUUUAUGCAAUAAAGUGUAAUUUAUUUAAAUCUA